Molecule: messenger RNA, 178 nt
Organism: Symbiodinium necroappetens
Lineage: Eukaryota; Dinophyceae; Suessiales; Symbiodiniaceae
Source: the annotation of a GenBank genome assembly
AUGACGCUGCUCUUCCUCGCCUUCGUGAAUGCCUCAUCUGCAUUCGUGAAAGGCUUCAACUACAAAGUGCAGGAGGCGGUCGUCCAGCGCAAGGCCCUGCAAAAGGAUCUUCUGAAGAAAAAGACAGAGUUUCUGGACCACGCGAAUGGCCACGUCGACGCAGACGAGAUCCGGAUAU